AGUUGCAACACACGGGCUUCAAAACUAGUUUAAGUUAAACAAAAAUAAGUUAGAAAAGUGAGCCAUAACUUUGUUUUCUCUCACUAGCCAUCCCAUUAACGAUUCAUUCUAACAAAGGGGAAGGAUAAACAAACAAAGAAAAGGAUCCGUAAAAAAGAAAAGGAAAAAAGAAAAAAGAAAACAGAAACAGAAACAUAGAAAAGAAGUCGUCUCGAACCCUAACCCUCGAUUGCAAUUUACAUCUCUUUCAACAUUCAUCCAUUCAAGCUUUCUAAUCUAUCAAAUUAACAUAUUACCACACAAAAUUUCGAAUUUCCAGCACAAAAUUACUUAUUCUGCGAAUUCGAAAACCAGAUUAGAAGAGUUUCAGAAUCGAAGUUCAAGGAUUGCGGGCUAAUUUUAUCGAUUUUCGACGCGAACUGAUAUCUGGAUCUUCCGAAAUUUUCAAGUGUCGUUGCUGGGCCAAGAAGUGUGUUACUUGCAUUGGGGAUAUUACUAUGUUCUGGAGAUGAAUGGUGAAGUGGUCUAUUUAUGGUGGAGUUGAUGCACUUCGGGAUUUUGGGUAUCAAAGAAUUGAAAAAUGAAUGUUCAGGGUCUUCAGACACACGUGUCCGGUCAGAUCUCUGGGCAGGUUCCUAAUCAGAAUAGUAAUCAGCUGUCUGGAUUGCCUCAGCAGAAUGGAAAUACAUUCCAUACCCAGGUGCAAAAUAUGGGUGGUCACAAUGUGGACGUGGAAGUGUAUAAAAUGCGCCGCUUCAUGCGAGAUAAGAUCUAUGAGAUUCUAAUGCUGAAGCAAGCACAACCUAAUGAAGCUGUUUCAAGGAAAUUGCUAGAUAUUUCUAAACGCUUAGAAGAGGGGCUGUUUAAAUCUGCUACAACAAAGGAGGACUACAUGAACAUGGAUACUCUUGAGAGCCGCUUGCAGGCGUUCAUUAGGCGAACACCACAGAAUAACCAUGCUCCUCAACCGUCACAAUAUAUGAAUACUCCUACUCCUGUUGGUACUAUGAUACCUACACCUGGUAUGCCGCAGCAGCACAAUGUAAAUUCAAAUGUGAUGGUAUCAUCGGCAGUGGAUCCUUCUAAUAUGAUCUCAGCUAGUGGUGGCAUGUCAUCUUCAAAUCCAGGUAUGGGAGGCUUGUUACCGAGUUCCAACGGGUCAUUUUCUAGCAUUCGUGGUGGUUCAUUCCACGGAGCUGAAGGAUCUCUUUCAAAUAGUUACCAACAAUCACCAUCUAGUUUUUCCGUGAAUUCUGGCAGUAACAACGUAAUGGCUGGGCAGAGAGUUAUGAGCCAAAUGAUCCCUACUCCUGGUUUCAGUAGCAAUAGCAAUCAGGCAUUAGUGAAUGUGGAAAACACUAGCAGUGGUGGUGUGUUAUCCGGUGUUGAUACUUCUGGUGUGUCACAACAGGUGCCUCAAAAGCACGUUGGUCAAAAUAGCCGCAUGUUACAGAACCUUGGCAGUGCGGUGAACAACGGAAUGAGGUCUUAUAUGCAGCACAAAUUCCAAAAUGGGUCUGUGAAUACUGGAUUUGGAAAUAAUUUACAAAUGGCGAAUGGUUCGAGCUCUUCAGAUAGCUAUAUGACCACAUCAUCUUUUGGCGCCUCUCCUAGACCUAUGCAACAGCCUCGUGAUCCAAAUCAGCGCCCUUCUGUGCAAGGUGAGGGUUACAGGUUGAGCGCGGCUGAUGCAACUGGAAGUGGGAAUUUCUACAACACUGGAGCUCAAGUUGGGUCUCUGAUGACUAAUCAGAAUGUAAACCAAAUGAGACCACAUGCAGUAAGCAGACCGAAUGCCUUAAUGAACCAAACUAGCACACAAGCUGCACAAUCAGCUUUGUAUGCAAGGCCUCAAAUGGUGGAGCAGGGAGAAAAAUUGAAUUUCCAAUCAUCACCUAGAGAAAAUCAUUCACAAUCAUAUGGUAAACAGUAUCAACAACAGGUUCAACUUUUGUCACAGCAGCAGCAGUUUGCAAGCCGUCAACAGAGACAGCCUAGUGAGCAGCAGCAGUCUUUGGGGAGAAAUGAUCAAUUUGUUCAAUCGCAAACAUCUGACCUUGGUAACCGUGUGAAGUCUGAGACAGGACUUGAGCACCAGAGUGAGGUUCUUCAGUCACAAGUUUCUGCUGGGCAGCACCAGCUUUCAGAUUCACAUUUUAAUGGAAAUCUUACCAGAAGUUCUCAGCCUUCUUCAGCUCCAUCAGGUCCUCAAGACAUGCAGUCCACUCUCAUGCAAAAUUCUCAGCAGAUGAUGGCUGAUGAGGCUGCAAACGAAUACAAUAACGUGCCUUUUGGAGUACAAUCAGAUGCACAGCUGCAUAGUCAGUGGCCUUCUGAUACAGACAGAUCGUCAUUGGCUGGAAAUUCAUCCCAUGAACAGCAUGUGCAAGAGGAGUUCCGGCAGAGAAUGGCGGGGCAUGAUGAAGCUCAGUGCAAUAAUCUGUCUUCUGAAGUUUCUAGCAUUGGCCAAAAUGCUGCUCCUAGGAGCACUCUGGAUCAACCUCGAGUAGUUGGUGGUGGGUCCUGUAGUUCUGGGAACUUUCGCGAGCGCCAAUUUAAGAACCAGCAAAGAUGGCUUUUGUUCUUGCGCCACGCACGUUGGUGUAGAGCACCAGCAGGAAAAUGUCCGGAGCGCACUUGCCCUGAUGCACAAAAGCUAUUGAAGCAUAUUGAUGGUUGUUCUACUUCUUCUUGCACAUAUCGGGGCUGUUCUGCGACCAAAACACUUCUAGUUCAUCACAAGCAUUGUAGAGACCCCACCUGCCCUGUUUGUAUACCAGUCAGGAAUUUUAUACGUUCACAAGGAAGGGCAUAUGCUCGUAAAGAUUCUGAAUCUGGUUUGCAACGUUCAAUUACUGGAAGCUGCAGAUCAUCUGAAGCUGGAGAAGGGAAGGUCAAAGAUGUGUCGAAGCCUUCCGAAAUAGUUGCAGAACCUAUUGACAAUCCACCUGCUGUCAAACGCUUAAAGCCAGAGCUUCCUUCCCAAUCUGCUACCCCUGAUAGUGGAAGCAUAUAUUUGCCGAUUAGUGCUACUAAUACCUCUCAUGUUCCCCAAAGUGUACAACCAAAAUUAUCUGAAAAAGUUGAUAGCAGCUUGCAGGUUAAGUCUGAAUACUCAGAUGUGAAGAUGGAGGCUUCAGUUGGCUUAAAUCCUAAUGUUACUGAGGUAAAGAGCAUCAUGAUGGAUACUUCUAAUCAGCAGGUGGAUGUUACUUCUACCUUGACUUCUAAGGAAGAAAGUGUCAAACUUGAAAAAGACAAUGGUCAAGUGAAGCCAGAAGAGGAGGAUUCUCCUGAAGCUUCAUCUGGAAAGUCUGGAAAGCCAAAGAUUAAAGGAGUAUCUUUAACUGAAUUGUUCACACCAGAGCAGAUAAGGGAGCACAUCUCUGGUCUUAGGCAGUGGGUUGGGCAGAGCAAAGCUAAGGCAGAAAAAAAUCAAGCGAUGGAACACUCAAUGAGUGAAAACUCCUGUCAGUUAUGUGCUGUUGAGAAGCUCACUUUUGAACCGCCACCUAUUUAUUGUACUCCAUGUGGUGCUCGAAUAAAACGAAAUGCGAUGUAUUACACUGUUGGAGCUGGUGAUACACGUCACUCUUUCUGUAUUCCAUGUUAUAACGAAGCGCGUGGUGAUACAAUUGCUAUUGACGGCACUGCAAUUCCCAAGAUUAAGCUGGAUAAAAAGAAAAAUGAUGAAGAGACAGAAGAAUGGUGGGUGCAAUGUGAUAAAUGUGAAGCCUGGCAGCAUCAGAUAUGUGCGUUGUUUAAUGGAAGACGGAAUGAUGGUGGUCAAGCUGAAUACACAUGUCCUUAUUGCUAUAUGCAAGAGAUUGAAAGGGGAGAGCGUAAGCCAUUGCCGCAAAGUGCCGUUCUUGGGGCAAAAGAUUUGCCAAAAACGAUUCUCAGUGACCACAUUGAGCAACGGCUAUUCAAAAGAUUGAAACAAGAGAGACUAGAUAGGGCUAGAGUCCAGGGAAAAAGUUACGAUGAGGUUCCUGGAGCAGAUGGAAUUGUUGUUAGAGUUGUGUCAUCUGUUGACAAGAAGUUGGAAGUGAAGCCACGGUUUCUGGAGAUCUUCCGUGAAGAGAAUUAUCCAACUGAAUUUGCUUAUAAAUCUAAGGUGGUUUUGCUUUUUCAGAAAAUUGAAGGAGUAGAAGUGUGCUUGUUUGGAAUGUAUGUGCAAGAGUUCGGCUCGGAAUGCCUGCCUCCAAAUCAACGCCGUGUUUAUCUUUCAUACCUUGAUUCAGUGAAGUAUUUUAGGCCUGACGUAAAAGCAGUUACUGGAGAGGCUCUCCGUACAUUUGUUUAUCAUGAAAUCUUGAUUGGGUACCUGGAGUAUUGUAAGUUACGAGGUUUUACGAGUUGUUAUAUCUGGGCAUGUCCACCUUUGAAGGGUGAAGAUUAUAUUCUGUAUUGCCAUCCUGAGAUUCAGAAAACACCAAAAUCGGACAAAUUGAGGGAGUGGUACUUGGCGAUGCUUAGAAAAGCUACGAAGGAAAAUAUUGUGGUUGAUCUUACAAACUUAUUUGAUCAUUUCUUUGUGCAAACUGGUGAAAGCAAGGCCAAGGUCACUGCAGCUAGGCUCCCUUAUUUUGACGGUGAUUAUUGGCCUGGGGCUGCAGAGGAUAUGAUCUAUCUGAUUAAUCAAGAAGAAGAAUGUAGGAAACUGAACAAGAAAGGAACAACAAAAAAGAUGAUCACAAAGAGGGCUCUUAAAGCAUCUGGGCAGUCAGAUCUAUCCAGCAAUGCAUCAAAAGAUCUUCUUUUAAUGCAUAAACUUGGUGAAACGAUUUCUCCCAUGAAAGAAGAUUUUAUUAUGGUCCAUUUGCAGCAUUCAUGCACUCACUGUUGUGUCCUAAUGGUUUCCCAGAACCGCUGGGUUUGCAAUCAAUGUAAGAAUUUUCAGCUAUGUGACAGGUGCUAUGAAGCAGAACAAAAGCGUGAUGAUAGAGAAAGACAUCCUAUAAACCAGAAGGACAAGCAUCCACUUUAUCUUGUUGAGAUCACUGAUGUGCAAGAUGACACCAAAGACAAAGAUGAGAUUCUUGAGAGUGAAUUUUUUGAUACCCGACAGGCAUUCUUGAGUCUUUGCCAAGGGAAUCAUUACCAGUAUGAUACCCUACGUCGUGCUAAACAUUCCUCCAUGAUGGUGCUUUACCAUCUUCAUAAUCCAACUGCCCCAGCAUUUGUGACGACAUGCAACAUAUGUCUUCUCGAUAUUGAGACUGGUCAAGGUUGGCGUUGUGAAACAUGUCCGGAAUAUGAUGUAUGCAAUUCUUGCUACCAAAAGGAUGGUGGUAUUGAUCAUCCUCAUAAGUUGACAAAUCAUCCUUCCAUUGCUGAUCAGAAUGCACAGAAUAAGGAAGCUAGACAACAGCGUGUUCUACAGCUACGGAAAAUGCUUGAUCUGCUAGUACAUGCAUCUCAAUGUCGUUCACCACAUUGCCAGUAUCCCAAUUGCCGGAAAGUUAAGGGUCUUUUCCGUCAUGGGAUACAAUGCAGAGUUCGGGCAUCUGGGGGUUGUGUUCUUUGCAAGAAAAUGUGGUAUCUUCUUCAGCUUCAUGCUCGAGCUUGUAAAGAAUCUGAAUGUCACGUACCUCGAUGCAGAGAUUUGAAAGAACAUCUAAGGCGGUUGCAACAGCAGUCUGACUCUCGUAGACGAGCAGCUGUGAUGGAGAUGAUGAGACAGCGAGCUUUAGAAGUAGCUGGCAAUGCUUAGUCCUUUUGUACAUAUGUUCGGACACUUGGAGGAGUUAUCCGAGAACGUCGUAGAUGGUAAAUUAUCCGAAGUAUACUGAGAGCAUAGUAACAAGAGAAGUGAGUCUCUGGACUAGUGGGGAGAAAAUGUGGAUUUACACUUCUGUACAGAUUCAACAUCCAGAAGCCAUUAAUAUGUCAAGAUAUAUUUCCUGCUUCUGAAACUCUCCCUCUGAAGACACUGGUGGGAUUCUUUGCCACAUUUUAUUAGAAAAUGUAAAAAAAGAAAAGAGGAGGGAAGAUGAAAGAGAUAGUGUUUUUAUAUCCAGAGCACUCAUCCUCGAAGCUUACUAACAUCACAUAAAUGGAGCAUCAGAGGUUAGUGUUCAUCUUUGUGAGGUGGAAGAAUUGGUGAUUCUUUAAUUCUAUCCUUGUGUAUUUUCUGCGAUGCCAUCGUUGGUGGCAAGUGUACUAUAGUCUGUAUUUAUGUCUGAGAUACGUUCCUUUUUGUGCUAUCAAGCGUAGGCGGCGUUUGCAGCUAUGUGCUUUCUACCUCCUAUAUGUUUGUCUCCUUUUUUGUAGAAUAUUCAUUUCAUUCUGGAAAAGAAAAAGAAGUUCCAUCUGAAA
Beta vulgaris subsp. vulgaris (sugar beet) is the source of this 6321-nucleotide messenger RNA. RefSeq names its product histone acetyltransferase HAC1. Gene Ontology annotation, biological process: positive regulation of transcription by RNA polymerase II. Gene Ontology annotation, molecular function: zinc ion binding; transcription coactivator activity; histone acetyltransferase activity. Bases 581 to 5716 code for a protein of 1711 amino acids. NCBI's taxonomy places the organism in Eukaryota, Viridiplantae, Streptophyta, Magnoliopsida, Caryophyllales, Amaranthaceae. The record is from RefSeq and is a predicted model, not a curated record. The transcript is spliced from 17 exons. Gene Ontology annotation, cellular component: histone acetyltransferase complex; transcription regulator complex.